AUCCACAGCGCGGUGUGCUACGUCAUCAUGUGUUUCUGGCGCGUGUGGGAAACAUUUGAAAGGAUGAGGCGCGAGAUAUCGUGAAUAAACAAAAUAAAAUAAUGAAUGAUGAAUAUACAGCGAUAUCUCAACGACCAGGAGCGGAAUAUAAUAUUUGUGGAUAUUGAUGUGGAGCCUCUGGAUGUUCAGCCAACACGCACAACUGAUUAAUCUAAAAUAUCGCCUGGAGGUGUGUGGAAUCAACAUUUCCGUUAGAAGAACCGACUGUCUUUCCUAUGUCGGUUUCUCAUCAGACGUCAGUGGUCAGCACCCCCCUUCCCCUUCCCACCCACUUCUAUGAUGCCCAGCAGUCCUUCUCCCUGAAGAAACGCAGACUGCCCUUCUCUUCCGCCACAUCAUCAUCCUCCCUGUCCCCACCACGGCCGCUCUCUUGCUCUUUACCGCCGCGGCCCCCAUCUAAAGGAUGCCCCCCAGUCAGUCGGGUGUUUGCCCACCGCCCCACCCCUUGGACGCCCCUGUCACGCUCUCUUAUAGAGUCACCCCCUCCCCGCUUUGUGUAUGACCCAUGUCAGCCGCAGUCAUUUUUUAGCCAGUGCUUCACCAACCUGGGCCUGAUUGGACGAGGCUCCUUUGGUGAAGUGUUCAAGGUGGAGAGUCUUGUGGACGGCUGUCAGUACGCUGUCAAGCGUUCAGUGCAGCGUUUCCGUGGUGAAGGUGAGCGAGUUAGGAGCAUUAAAGAAGCUCGUAAUCAUGAAGGAUUGUGUCCUCACCCUCACGUGCUGGGCUUCAUUGCUGCCUGGGAGGAGGCUGGUCACCUGUACAUCCAGACUGAACUCUGCUACACCAGUCUGCUGCUACAUGCCGAGGAACAGCCUUCACACACUGGUGAGGCGUGUGCCUGGACAUACCUGUGUGACAUGCUCGCAGCGCUCGAGCACCUGCACGCUCAAGGGUUUGCCCACUUGGACAUCAAACCAGCAAACGUUUUCCUCACCAAGUCUGGACGCCUCAAACUUGGAGACUUUGGCUUGUUGCUUAAGCUUUCCACAGAUGCCCAAACACGAGGGACAGAGAUAGAGAGAGGAAUGGACAGAGAGCAGGAGGAUUUACAGGAGGGAGACCCCAGAUACAUGGCCCCGGAGCUGCUCAGAGGACAGUAUGGGACCGCCGCUGACAUCUUCAGUUUGGGAGUGUCUAUUCUGGAGAUGGCCUGUAACAUUGAGGUUCCUAAAGGAGGAGACGGAUGGCAGCAGCUCAGACAGGGACACUUACCAGCUGAAUUCACCAAUGCACUGUCAGCAGAGUUGCAGUAUGUACUACGGCUCAUGCUGAUCCCAGAUCCGUGCAACAGAGUAACGGCACAGCAGCUGCUCUCACUGCCCUCAGUGUGCAAACACAAGUGGAGACGACAGCUGUCUCUCUGCAUCAUCGAGACCUUCCUGUCGCUAUUCAGCUUCUGUCAAUCCCUCCUGACGGCCGGUUGGAGAUUUCUGUCCUCCCUCAAUGUGCCGUUUACUCCUCUCUGCUCCUCCUCUCCUCCUCGCACUCCUCCCAGAGAGAGAUGGGAGAGAGACGUUGACGUGAGCAACAUUCACUCUGACUCUGACAGUCCCACUCAUCAGUGUGUGUUCAUAACAGAAGACCACCAACACUCUCCCACUUUCUCACACAGAGUCCAAGCAAGGUUAUCUGUGAGCAGCACCUCUACUCCACUGCCACACACACCCACACACACUCCCUCCAGCAUCCACUCUAGCAACAGCCUGAGCCCCAUAAACCACAGCUCUCAUCACAGUCUCAUCACAGAUUCGCCACACAGCCGAAGCUCCGGCUGGAUCCGCACCGAAGUAGCCAAUAGAAGCACAUUUGAGCCGAAGAACUUGCUUAGUCUUUUUGAUGAGACCACACUUGACGGUGAGCCCUAGUGCACGCUGUUAGCUGUAUAUAGAGUAAAAAUCUAAUAUCAGUUUUAGUUUGCUUUGAUUUGGUGCCUGUUUUGUGGAUAUUUACCAUUUAUGUGGGGAAACAUUUAAAGACAUUGAAUGUAUUUACACCUUAUUUUGGGUUUCUUUUUUUAAUGUAUCACUAGAGUGAUGCAGUGUUUGCCUCUGGAAUGUCACAGCCUGCUUUUACAAAAUUACUCGGAAGACUUGAGAUUGAUGUAUAUUAUUAAGGUAAAAAUAUAUCCCGAUACUCUGUAAAUUGUUCAAGUAUUUAGCGGCAUGUUGGUACUUUUAUCUGCAAUGAACCAAGUGCUUCAGUCACUUGAUCUUCAAUUAAAAGGAUAUGUGGAAAAUGAGAUUUUCCAGACUUUCUGUUCAUAAUUAAUUAUUACAUAUUUGAAAAUGUUAUUUUAUGGUCGCAUUUUAAGCAUGCAUGAUCUAGACAUAUUUUGAACAGUGCACUACAUUAAGGGAAAGAACUCCAAUGACUUUGCAAGGAUUAAGCAACUACCAAAUUUUCUAAAACCAAAAAAAUAAAAAUAAACAUCAGAAUUUAUAAACAUUUAUUUAAUAUCAUUCUUGCCCAUUUUGACUUUCAAUAGUUAUUUUAUUAAAAUUAUGUUUUGCUCAUACAGUAAAUGUAAUGUUUCAUAAUAGAGUGAUGUCUAAUAAUGCUUCUUAAAUGAUUGAGCUGGUUUUGCUAAUCUUUACUUGGCAUUUUAUGAGCCAUUUUAACUUAACAAAUAAAGGGCAAAGGUUGGGUGGGGCAUGUGUUUUAGAUAUUUUGAUAAACAACCUUUUGAUCAACCACCGGGUUCUCAUAAAAAGUAGAUACCUACUUUGAUAUAAUAUACAAAUACUGUAUGUAAUUAAUAAGAUGAUGCCAAAUUUUCUGUUUUAACGGUGCAAUUUCAUUACAGUUCAAGUUUUAAGCAUGAAUAAAUGUUCAGAAAUAAAAAUUAUUACAUGUAUAAUUCGUAAUUCUAAAUUAUUAUUAUUAUACAUUAUUUACUCACCCUCAUGCUAUCCCAGAUGUGUAUGACUCUCUCUUCUGUAGAACAGAAAUU
Molecule: messenger RNA, 3010 nt
Organism: Myxocyprinus asiaticus (Chinese sucker)
Lineage: Eukaryota; Metazoa; Chordata; Actinopteri; Cypriniformes; Catostomidae
Product: membrane-associated tyrosine- and threonine-specific cdc2-inhibitory kinase-like
Exons: 8
Coding region: 276-1925 (549 amino acids)
Biological process (GO): protein phosphorylation
Molecular function (GO): ATP binding; protein kinase activity
Source: RefSeq, a predicted model, not a curated record